AUGUCUAGAAAUUCUGUGACGCAAGAAUCACUUUCAUCGGCCAUAGAGUCGCUCCUCGCUUCUCUUCCUUCCGAUCUCACCGCGCUUGCGCCUAUCCAGCCCGCACCCAAAAUCCCCACCACCGAAGCCGAAGUUUUGGCUUUGAUUGACCACACAAUCCUCGCACCCAAUACGACGCUCAACCAAAUUGCUGCUGUCUGCAAGGAAGCCAAGCACUACGGCACUGCCACCGUCUGCGUCAAUUCAUCCAUGAUCCCCUACGUAUCUUCCCACCUUUCUGGCACGUCUGUACAACCCAUCUCGGUCAUCGGCUUCCCCUUCGGAUCGUCCAACACCCCCUCCAAGGUCCUAGAAUCCCGCAUCGCAUGCCAAGAAGGAGCACGUGAAAUCGACAUGGUCAACAACAUCGGUCUUGUCCGAUCUCAGAAAUACCUCGAAGUGUACAACGACAUUCUCGCAGUUGCCAAUGAAUGCCACGCGAACAAUGCCAAGCUCAAAGUCAUCUUGGAAACCUCGAUGCUGGCCAAAGAAGAGAUUGUAGCUGCUAGUUAUCUGGCCUGUUUGGCUGGAGCAGACUUCGUCAAGACCAGCACAGGGUACGGUGGUGGAGGUGCAACCAAGGAGGAUGUAAGGCUGAUGUACGAGGUGGCAAAGAGGGAAGAUCUCGGAUGGGAUGGCAAGCACAAGGAGGUCAAGGCAAGUGGUGGCAUCAGGAGUUUAGAGACGGUUCAAUUGAUGGUCAGUAAUGGUGCUACCAGGGUCGGCGCGAGUGGUACAACGGCCAUCGUUCAGCAGAUCAGGAGUGGCGCUGCUGCUGCACCUGCUGCACCAGGGUCCAACUACUAG
Molecule: messenger RNA, 846 nt
Organism: Mycosarcoma maydis (corn smut)
Lineage: Eukaryota; Fungi; Basidiomycota; Ustilaginomycetes; Ustilaginales
Exons: 1
Coding region: 1-846 (281 amino acids)
Biological process (GO): deoxyribonucleotide catabolic process; carbohydrate catabolic process
Cellular component (GO): cytoplasm
Molecular function (GO): deoxyribose-phosphate aldolase activity
Source: RefSeq, a predicted model, not a curated record